Glycine soja is the source of this 824-nucleotide messenger RNA. RefSeq names its product ethylene-responsive transcription factor ERF098-like. NCBI's taxonomy places the organism in Eukaryota, Viridiplantae, Streptophyta, Magnoliopsida, Fabales, Fabaceae. Gene Ontology annotation, molecular function: DNA-binding transcription factor activity; DNA binding. Gene Ontology annotation, biological process: regulation of DNA-templated transcription; ethylene-activated signaling pathway. The record is from RefSeq and is a predicted model, not a curated record. The coding region runs from base 140 to 616 and encodes 158 amino acids. The transcript has a single exon.
CUCAACUUAGCUAGCUAGAAGACAUAGUAUCGUAAUAUAUACCUAACACACAUAACAAUAACUUAGCAACAUUUUUUCCUUCUUUCUUUCUUUCUUUCUAUACUUUUUGUUGUUAAUUCUAAGUUAUAAGAGAAGAAAAAUGGAGGGUGGAAGAUCAUCAGUUUCAAAUGGGAAUGUUGAGGUUCGUUAUAGAGGGAUUAGAAGAAGGCCAUGGGGAAAGUUUGCAGCAGAGAUUCGUGACCCUACAAGGAAAGGAACAAGGAUAUGGCUUGGAACAUUUGACACUGCUGAACAAGCUGCACGAGCUUAUGAUGCUGCUGCUUUUCAUUUUCGUGGCCACAGAGCAAUUCUCAACUUCCCAAAUGAGUAUCAAUCUCAUAAUCCAAACUCUUCUUUGCCUAUGCCUCUAGCUGUGUCAGCUCCUCCUUCUUAUUCUUCUUCUUCUUCCACUUCUAAUUAUUCCGGUGAUGAUAAUAAUAACCACCUUGUGAGACCUGCUUUUUCUGGAGAAAUAAUGCAAGGUGGUGAUCAUGAUGAUGAUACUUUUGAGUUGGAGUACUUCGAUAAUAAGUUGCUCGAGGAACUCCUUCAGAUGCAAGAUAACAGACACUUCUAAAAGUAAAAUAUAACACAAGCCAGCUAUGUUGUGUUAGUCACUGGCAUGAAAUAAAAUGCAAAAAAAUGUUAUUGAUUUUAUUUAAUAUAUUUUGUUUGAUUUUUUUUUUUUUUGUAGCUGAUCAAAGUUCUUCGAAAUGAGAUUGGACAUUUGUUGUUAUUGUAAGGAUUCAGUUAUGAGAAUAAUAAGCGACAUGCAAAUUUAAUAU